Molecule: messenger RNA, 3685 nt
Organism: Pteropus alecto (black flying fox)
Lineage: Eukaryota; Metazoa; Chordata; Mammalia; Chiroptera; Pteropodidae
Gene: INTS4
Product: integrator complex subunit 4
Exons: 23
Coding region: 568-3462 (964 amino acids)
Biological process (GO): snRNA processing
Cellular component (GO): integrator complex
Source: RefSeq, a predicted model, not a curated record
GGCAGGAAAAAGCACCCCAAGAGAGGGGUGGAGCACCCAUUGACCAAAAGGAAAACUCAGGCAAGUUACAAGCUGCAAACGGUGUGAACAGCAAAGGACGAUGGGAACGCCAGCUCGGCCUCUUUCCGUUGUCUGGGAGUCAAGGUGGUUACGCAGCUCGGAGUUCGUCCGUGGCUGUGGCUCGCCUGGCCUCUGCCCUUAACCUUGUACUUCCUACCUCCCUUACGCUUCCUUCUGCGUCAGUCUCUCGGCCCCUCUGAGACCACCAGUAAGGCCCUGAAAGCUCCUUUUGGCUCGCCCCGGCUUUGAGUCCCGUCUCCUCUGCCAGAGGCCCCACCCCCUCCGCGCUACGAUCUUGGUUCCGUUCCCCUGGUGGUCUAGGGUUAGGCUGCGGGAUCCAGCCGAACCGCGGCAGGGCAAUAGAGCAGCCGGAAGCGGCCUUUCUUUCCCAGAAUCGCAGUGCCUUGUGGGACCGUGGCCGGUUAUUCCGGUCCAGACAGGUUUUCCGGAUAUCUUCACCCCGCCUCCCUCGUCAAGUACGGGAGCUGAGAGGGUCCGAGGGCAACCAUGGCGGCGCACCUAAAGAAGCGGGUGUACGAAGAAUUCACUAAGGUGGUUCAGCAACAACAGGAGGAAAUUGCUACUAAGAAACUCCGACUGACAAAACCAAGUAAAUCUGCAGCACUCCACAUAGAUUUGUGUAAAGCUACCUCCCCAGCAGAUGCUUUGCAGUACCUACUUCAGUUUGCCAGGAAGCCUGUUGAGGCAGAAAGUGUGGAGGGGGUAGUCAGGAUUCUCUUGGAACAUUAUUACAAGGAGAAUGAUCCAUCUGUGAGACUGAAAAUUGCAUCGUUAUUGGGUUUAUUGUCAAAGACUGCAGGAUUUUCACCAGACUGUAUUAUGGAUGAUGCCAUUAACAUCCUGCAGAAUGAAAAGUCUCAUCAAGUCCUAGCUCAACUGUUGGACACUUUGCUUGCAAUAGGCACUAAACUCCCAGAGAAUCAAGCUAUCCAGAUGCGAUUAGUUGAUGUAGCUUGCAAGCACCUGACAGAUACCUCCCAUGGUGUAAGAAAUAAGUGCCUGCAAUUACUUGGCAAUCUUGGCUCUUUGGAGAAAAGUGUCGCAAAAGAUGCUGAAGGUCUACCUAUCAGAGAUGUCCAGAAGAUUAUAGGGGAUUACUUCAUUGACCAAGACCCGCGUGUCAGAACAGCAGCUAUAAAAGCUAUGUUGCAGCUCCAUGAAAGAGGACUGAAAUUACACCAAACAAUUUAUAAUCAGGCCUGUAAAUUGCUCUCUGAUGACUAUGAACAAGUGCGCAGUGCUGCAGUCCAGCUUAUCUGGGUUGUCAGUCAGCUCUAUCCUGAAAGCAUUGUCCCAAUCCCUUCUUCUAAUGAAGAAAUUCGCUUAGUUGAUGAUGCAUUUGGAAAAAUUUGUCACAUGGUCAGUGAUGGCUCCUGGGUAGUUCGAGUUCAAGCUGCAAAGUUACUGGGCUCUAUGGAGCAAGUCAGUUCUCAUUUCUUGGAGCAGACGCUUGACAAGAAGCUGAUGUCAGAUCUGAGGAGGAAGCGCACUGCACAUGAGCGUGCCAAGGAGCUUUACAGUUCGGGGGAAUUUUCCAGCGGCAGAAAGUGGGGAGAUGAUGCUCCCAAAGAAGAAGUAGAUACAGGGGCUGUGAACUUGAUCGAGUCAGGAGCUUGUGGAGCCUUCGUUCAUGGAUUGGAAGAUGAGAUGUAUGAGGUCCGCAUUGCAGCUGUAGAGGCUCUCUGCAUGCUGGCCCAGUCGUCACCCUCUUUUGCUGAGAAGUGCCUUGAUUUCCUGGUUGACAUGUUUAAUGACGAAAUUGAGGAAGUACGUCUGCAGUCCAUACAUACUAUGAGAAAAAUCUCCAACAAUAUUACCCUCCGAGAGGAUCAGUUAGACACCGUCCUGGCUGUGUUAGAGGAUUCAUCUAGAGAUAUUAGAGAGGCUCUUCAUGAACUCUUAUGCUGUACUAAUGUUUCAACCAAAGAAGGGAUUCAUCUUGCACUGGUGGAGCUGCUGAAAAAUUUAGCCAAGUACCCUACUGAUAGGGACUCCAUAUGGAAAUGCUUAAAGUUUCUGGGAAGUCGACAUCCAACCCUGGUGCUUCCCUUGGUACCAGAGCUCUUGAGCACCCACCCGUUUUUUGACACAGCUGAACCAGACAUGGAUGAUCCAGCUUACAUUGCAGUUUUGGUUCUUAUCUUCAAUGCUGCGAAAACCUGUCCAACAAUGCCUGCAUUGUUCUCAGAUCAUACCUUCAGGCACUAUGCCUACCUCAGGGACAGCCUUUCUCAUCUUGUUCCUGCCUUGAGAUUACCAGGUAGAAAACUAGUGUCAUCAGCUGUUUCCCCCAAUAUCAUGCCUCAUGAGGAUCCUUCUCAUCAGUUCCUGCAGCAGAGCCUUGAAAGGGUGUACAGUCUUCAGCACCUAGACCCUCAGGGAACCCAGGAGCUGCUAGAGUUUACCAUCAGGGAUCUGCAAAGACUUGGAGAACUUCAGUCUGAAUUGGCAGGGGUAGCCGACUUCUCUGCUACCUACCUUCGGUGUCAGCUUCUUCUCAUUAAGGCCUUACAGGAAAAGCUGUGGAAUGUGGCUGCCCCUUUGUAUUUGAAGCAGAGUGAUUUGGCCUCAGCUGCAGCAAAACAGAUCAUGGAAGAGACCUAUAAAAUGGAGUUCAUGUACAGUGGUGUGGAGAAUAAGCAGGUGGUGAUUAUACAUCACAUGAGGCUGCAGGCCAAAGCCUUGCAACUUAUAGUAACAGCACGAACUACUCGAGGAGUUGACCCCUUAUUUGGGAUGUGUGAAAAAUUUUUACAGGAAGUGGACUUUUUUCAGAGGUGUUUCAUCGCUGAUUUGCCCCACCUGCAGGACAGCUUUGUGGACAAACUUCUUGACCUUAUGCCUCGACUCAUGACUUCCAAACCUGCAGAAGUAGUCAAAAUUUUACAGACCAUGCUGCGGCAGAGUACUUUCCUGCAUCUCCCCCUUCCAGAGCAGAUCCACAAAGCCUCAGCCACCAUUAUUGAGCCGGCAGGCGAGUCAGACAACCCUUUGCGGUUUACAUCUGGAUUGGUGGUGGCCCUGGAUGUCGAUGCAACCCUGGAACAUGUGCAGGAUCCUCAGAGCACCGUGAAGGUCCAGGUCUUAUAUCCAGAUGGCCAGGCUCAGAUGAUUCACCCCAAGCCUGCGGACUUCAGGAAUCCUGGCCCAGGGCGGCACCGGCUCAUCACUCAGGUGUAUCUCUCCCACACUGCCUGGACAGAACCAUGCCAAGUGGAAGUAAGGCUGCUGCUGGCCUAUAACUCCAGUUCACGCAUUCCAAAAUACCCCUGGAUUGAGGGCGGCGAGGUAUUACCCCAGGUGGAAACCAGCAUCGAGGGCACCAUCCCGUUCAGCAAGUCUGUAAAAGUUUACAUAAUGCCCAAACCAGCAAGGCGCUGAGGCUCAAGUGGUCUUUAUAGUCAUGGCCUAGAAGACCCUUGAGCCAGAAGCCUGGAGGAUUUCACCUGGAAAUGGUGUAUAGGCAUAAGGGGAAACAUGUGACCCUUAUAGUCUCAUCUGGUAUCAAACACAGGAUAAAUUAUUUUUCAUUAAGAAAACAAAAACCUUCAAGUCUGUCCUCUCUCCCCUAUCCUUCCCUGUAAUAAAGUUGAAAAAACACCAA